Rosa chinensis is the source of this 698-nucleotide messenger RNA. RefSeq names its product 60S ribosomal protein L22-3. The record is from RefSeq and is a predicted model, not a curated record. Gene Ontology annotation, cellular component: ribosome. The transcript has 3 exons. The coding region runs from base 156 to 530 and encodes 124 amino acids. Lineage: Eukaryota; Viridiplantae; Streptophyta; Magnoliopsida; Rosales; Rosaceae. Gene Ontology annotation, biological process: cytoplasmic translation. Gene Ontology annotation, molecular function: structural constituent of ribosome; RNA binding.
CAUGUUUGCAGCUGAUUACUCCUCGCCAAGUAACCUAAAACCCUAACCUCCUCUUCCUCUUUAUAUUAGCACAUACGGUGCCGCCUCUUCUCUUCCCUCUCAGUCUUCUUCACCCAGAACCCCUUUCACCUCUCGCUCUCCGAAGAUAAUUGACAAUGAGUCGAGGAGCUGCAGCAGGCCCCAAGGGGAAGAAGAAGGGAGUGGCUUUUACCAUUGAUUGUGGUAAGCCAGUAGAAGACAAGAUCAUGGAUAUUGCAUCCCUCGAGAAGUUUCUCCAGGAGAGGAUCAAGGUUGGAGGCAAGGCUGGUGCCCUUGGUGACGCUGUUACUGUGACUCGUGACAAGAGCAAGCUGACCGUCUCCUCUGACAACAACUUCUCUAAGAGAUAUCUGAAGUACUUGACCAAAAAGUAUCUGAAGAAACACAACGUCCGAGACUGGCUUCGUGUUAUUGCUUCCAACAAGGACCGAAAUGUCUAUGAAUUGAGGUACUUCAACAUAGCUGAGAAUGAAGCAGAGGAGGAAGAUUGAUAUUCGGGAAUAUUUUUGUCGAACCUUACUGUUUUCUUUGUGGCACUUUGGUGAAUUAAUGCCGUUUUGCAAUUUUGUUUUCUUAAAUCUAGUUGUGAGAUAUUGCUACUAUUGGACAAGAUUAUAAGGUGUUCAAUUCAUGUUUAACCAAUUGAUCGGGCUUAUCAA